Molecule: messenger RNA, 324 nt
Organism: Alternaria burnsii
Lineage: Eukaryota; Fungi; Ascomycota; Dothideomycetes; Pleosporales; Pleosporaceae
Exons: 1
Coding region: 1-324 (107 amino acids)
Source: RefSeq, a predicted model, not a curated record
AUGGGUUGCCAGAUUCCUCUUUUCCAGCAUAACAACAUGCCUUCUCGUGCUCCAAGCUCAACCGGCUCUCAACCUUCCUCUACCCCUUCUCCAAGAAUCAUGGCCUCUGUCGCCACUCACCAGUCGUCGCACCCCUUCUUGACGCCCGCGCACGCAUCCAACAUAUCGACAUGGACAUCUUCAUUGCCCAGACAUCAGUCGUAUUCGUCUCCAGAAUCAGAAUCCGAGGCUCAAUCUCGCGAAGCUGCCAUCGAGGCCUACCGCCAGCUAAAAGCCGCACUCUUCUCGAAAGCCAUGGAUCCCAGCAUGUCUAGACCUACUUGA